AUGAGAUUCCUUCCUGCUGCUGCAGCGGCGCUGCCAGUAUUAGCGGCACAUGCUGCGCCUCUUGCUGAGCCCACUUGCUCUAACACUGAUGUUGUUAUCUUGGGAGCAGGUGUUGCCGGUCUUACCGCCGCAACAAAAGGUGUCGAGAAGUUUAUUGUGCUCGAAGCCAGGAAUGAAUCUGGUGGCCGGCUUUACAGUCGCAAUUUUGCCGGGCAUAAGAUUGAGGUCGGCGCCAACUGGGUUCACGGACCGGGAGGGCCGGAAACCGGAAAUAUCAAUCCCAUGUGGACUAUGGUUGAACGGGCGGGAUUGAAGAAAGUGGAGACCAACGAGAAGGAUAGGGUCGUGUUUCCUAAACAAAGCGCAACAGCUAUCUCAGCCGCCCCAGAGAGCGCCGGGGCCGCUAAAGAAGAGGUGAUCGGACAUUCCGAGCCGGUCAGCGCCUCAAGCACUGGGAUCCGGCGAAGAAUGACCCGGCCGGACAACUGGCGGAUUGAGGAGAAUUCGGAGGUGUUUGGUGCUAUCUCCACGAUCGCCACCUACGAAUACUUUUCGAAGGGUGACUUGUUCAUUAGUGAUAAGCGCGGAUUUGUUUCUGCUUUUCGGGAAAAUGUGAGUGCCGUCCUCAAUGGACCGGCAGACCGUGUUCGCUUCAACAACAAAGUCAUCAAGAUCAAGCACAGUCCAAACGGGGUCACGGUGACCAGUGAUAAGGGGUGCGUUAAUGCCAAAUAUGCUAUUGACACCUUCUCCCUAGGAGUACUACAGAGGGGACACGUGGAAUAUGACCCGCCUCUGCCGCCUUGGAAAGCUCAAAGCAUCGCCGGCUUUGAAAUAGGCACAUAUACCAAGAUCUUCCUCAAAUUCAAGAGCAGUUUCUGGGGAAAAAAAGCAGUUCCUUCUCCUUUGGAUAUUCACGGGUUGGAUGAGGAUUCCAAAAUUCUUGUGGCCACGGUGACCGGCGAGCGUUCUUACCGCGUCGAGUCGCAGACAAACGAAGAGACAAAGCAGGAGCUCCUUGAUGUGCUUAAGCACAUGUAUGGUGAUAAGGUUUCAGAAUUGGAAGAAAUAUACUAUCCGAGGUGGAGUACGGAAGAUUGGUCCUACGGAUCCUACUCCUACUGGCCACCAUCGAUCAGCCUGCAAGAGCAUCAGAAUCUCUGCGCCAAUGUUGACAGUGUCUUCUUUGCCGGUGAGGCCACCAGUCAGGAAUUCUUUGGCUACCUGCACGGGGCCUAUUACGAGGGCAAACACGUGGCCGAGUUCCUGGCACCCUGCCUCAAUAUGGACCCGGAAGUGCCAUGGUGUCAAGCGACAAACUAUCAGGUGCUGACGGAGGUUACGCCGUAUGACUUGUACAAUCCAGCCAAUGGCUGGUAUAUUUAUAAUAACAAAGUACCUGGCCAUGACUGA
Aspergillus neoniger CBS 115656 is the source of this 1413-nucleotide messenger RNA. RefSeq names its product amine oxidase. Lineage: Eukaryota; Fungi; Ascomycota; Eurotiomycetes; Eurotiales; Aspergillaceae. The record is from RefSeq and is a predicted model, not a curated record. The coding region runs from base 1 to 1413 and encodes 470 amino acids. Gene Ontology annotation, molecular function: oxidoreductase activity. The transcript is spliced from 10 exons.